Messenger RNA from Acanthochromis polyacanthus (spiny chromis), 4197 nucleotides. Its product is annotated as scavenger receptor cysteine-rich type 1 protein M160-like. The record is from RefSeq and is a predicted model, not a curated record. The transcript has 10 exons. NCBI's taxonomy places the organism in Eukaryota, Metazoa, Chordata, Actinopteri, Pomacentridae. Gene Ontology annotation, cellular component: membrane. Bases 1 to 2943 code for a protein of 980 amino acids.
AUGGCUAAUGUUAGCCGAAGCCGAGUGCCCGUUGCUAGGAUAACCGAUCACAACUACAUCAACAGCACCCCAAUGGCCGCGAAAGAAGUUGAAGUUGAGCCUAUGGAAGAAGGAAAACGUCCUAAACCCCGCCAUGAUCACACUCCCCUUGCCAGCCCGGAUGCCAAAAAGACUAAAACAAAAGGUGACAAAGAAAAGGUAACUGAGGAAAUAACUAAUGCAACUCUACUUGAAGCUAUCCAGUCCCUGGUUGACAGAUUUGACAAGCAGGAUGAGCGCUUGGCGGCACUCGAAGACAAACUCGAGGCGGUUAACAAAUCUGUACACAAAACUCAAGAGGACAUCGGGCAUCUACAAGAGAGAAUUGUGGAUUUGCAACAAGAGAACGCGUCACUGAAGAAAAUGUGCUUGGAACAAGCACGUUACAAAAGAAGAUGGGAUCUCAGGAUCACUGGCCUCACUGAAAAAGAAAAUGAAAACACAAGAGAGGUGGUGCUAGGGAUCCUUACACGUGUGGUCCCGAUGUCAAUAGAGAAACUGCGCGACACAGUGGACACUGUUCAUCGGAUUGGAAGAUUCAGCGCAGCAACCAACAGGAUGCCGAGGCCAAUCAUCAUCCAUUUUGCAAUGCGCACUGUCCGUGAUGAGGUGUGGAAGAAAUCCAAAGAGGCGAGAGUCUGCAGAGAGAUGAACUUUCAGUUCAAGGAGGACUUUUGCAAGGAGGAUCGGGAAGCUCGAGCCAAGCUAUAUCCUAAAGUCAAGGAAGCCAAAAGACUUGGGAAAAAAGCUUUUCUGAAAGAAGGAUCCACCUUGUGGAAUAACAGGACCAUUACACUGAGUCCAGAUGAGGUCCGGCUGGUCGGAGGUCCGAGUCCCUGUUCUGGCAGACUGGAGCAGCAGCGUCAGUCGGACUGGGAACCAGUGAGGGACCAGAACCUGGACUGGGACCUGAAGAAGGCAGAUCAGGUCUGCAGGAGGAUCAGCUGUGGUUCUGUGGUUUCAUUCAGGAGAACUCUGGACCAGGAACCUCCACAAGACUUGGUCACCAGAUAUGACUUCAGCGGAACUGCAGAAUCGCCCCGAUUCAGAGUGAAGAUCACCUGCUCAGACUCUGUGAGGCUGGAGAACAGGACUGACCUGUGUUCAGGUAGACUGCAGGUGAAGAGGAACCAGGUGUGGUCCUCAGUGUGUUCAGAUGGAUUUGACCAGCAGGAUGCUGAGGUGGUCUGCAGGGAGCUGGGCUGUGGUUCUCCUUCAGGGUUUAAGGAGGAACUCUAUGGAGAAGCUCCAGAGUGGAUCCCAGAGUUCCGGUGUGGAGGCCAUGAGUCUGCUCUGCUGCACUGUGAGCGCUCAGAUAGAGACACCUGCUCACCUGGAACCACCGUCACACUCACCUGCUCAGAUCCAGGUAGAGUCCGGUUGGUCGGAGGAUCCGGCCGGUGUGACGGCACCCUGGAGGAGAGAAAAUGGGGUGAAUGGAGACCAGCGAACACGCCAGACUGGGACCUCUGGUAUGCCAACAGAGUGUGCAGAGAGCUGGACUGUGGAUCUCCACUUUCAACCAGGAGAAGAGAGACGAGUCCAAAAGACACCUGGAGAUUUGAAUUUGGCCACAAUCACAAGCAUCUGUUUGACUGGUUCAGAUACCAUCAGACCUCCUCUGGUGUCAUAGAGCUCACCUGUUCAGACUCUGUGAGGCUGGUGGCCGAGAAUCACCUGUGUUCAGGUAGACUGGAAGUGAAGAAGAACCAGGUGUGGUCCUCAGUGUGUUCAGAUGGAUUUGACCUGCAGGAUGCUGAGGUGGUCUGCAGGGAGCUGGGCUGUGGUUCUCCUUCAGGGUUUAAGGAGGAACUCUAUGGAGAAGCUCCAGAGUGGAUCCCAGAGUUCCGGUGUGGAGGCCAUGAGUCUGCUCUGCUGCACUGUGAGCACUCAGAUAGAGACACCUGCUCACCUGGAACCACCGUCACACUCACCUGCUCAGACCCUGAUGAUAUUCGGUUGGUGGGAGGAGCUAACCGUUGUGCUGGUAGACUGGAGAUGAAACAUGAUGGAGUCUGGAGAGCGAUGAAAAUCCAAAACCCCGACUGGAACCUGAGCUUGGCGGCUGAGAUCUGUAGACGGCUGGACUGUGGUGUUGCAGUCUCUGCAGUAAACAGACCAGAAAAUCCACAAGAAGAUGCUUGGUGGGUCAGGUCCUCCCGACCUCAUUUUCCACUGAAGCAAUAUGUGACAGUGAAUAAUGAACAGACCUCUGACAGCUUGGAAGUCACCUGUUCAGACUCUGUGAGGCUGGUGGGCGGGACUCACCGGUGUUCAGGUAGACUGCAGGUGAAGAGGAACCAGGUGUGGUCCUCAGUGUGUUCAGAUGGAUUUGACCUGCAGGAUGCUGAGGUGGUCUGCAGGGAGCUGGACUGUGGUUCUCCUUCAGGGUUUAAGGAGGAACUCUAUGGAGAAGCUCCAGAGUGGAUCCCAGAGUUCCGGUGUGGAGGCCAUGAGUCUGCUCUGCUGCACUGUGAGCGCUCAGAUAGAGACACCUGCUCACCUGGAACCACCGUCACACUCACCUGCUCAGCCGACAUGAAGCUGGUGGGAACCAACAGCACCUGUGCAGGUGAGCUGCAGAUGAAGGUUCAUGGAGAGUGGAGGCCCGUGGCGAACCAGGACUGGGACCAGAACCAGAACCAGAACUGGACAUCAGCAGUAGCAGCAGCAGUGUGUUCUCAGCUUGGAUGUGGUUCUGUCGUGGCUUCAGAUGUAGAGUCCUCUGUCGUAAUAAGAUUUGUGUGGCUUAUCAAGUCCUCCUGCGUCCAGUCGGCUGUUUCCCUCCAGGACUGUCUGCGUCCGACCAAUAUCUAUCAAUCCCCCCAGAGUCUGCAGGUGGUCUGUUCAGAUCUGCUGGUUCAACCAAACAUCUCCGUGUCUCCGUCCCAUGAUGGAGUCUAACAGCAGAAGGUUAGGGUCUUCUUGGGCUCCAACUUCAGCAUCAUCUGCUCCACCAGGCCUCAGUAUCCAGGAGGUUCCUUCCAGCUCGUCUUCAACUCCUCCAGCUCAACGCUCAACUACGUCCUUCCAGCCAUCACACAUUCGGCCGUUUUCCUGUUUCCUGCUGCAGAAAACCUGCACAGAGGGAUGUACACGUAGCCUAGCCGCGCUAGACCCAUGCUCUGAAGACACAAGGGUCUAGGAACGCUCGACAGGGAGAGAGGCGGGCUAAAAGGUUGUCUAUCAAAUCACUCUGCAGCAAUUGGGUAGGUAUACAACCAAUCAGCGCAACGAAUAGGCUCCUAGAGCGCCGGAAAUCAGAGGAUGCGGGAGUUCGGUGAAGCCUUAUUUAUACAGUCAAUGGGUGAAGCUCAAGUAUAUUACAGACAUGGUAACAGAAAGAUUAUUCAGAGUCGGUGCUAAUGGAGCUCAACGACUGUUGUCGACCCUGGCAGAGAAUUAAAUUUGUUGCCGUGGGUUGUCUAGCGCGGCUAGGCUAGUUGUUUCCGGUUGUUUCUGUCAGAAUCGUCACGCCUCUGUCGUCACUUAGUUACGCCCGCCUUCUGACUCUACACUUCAUGGUGAUUCGUCGGCCAGUUUUAGGAGCAUCCAACCUCAAGCCUUAUGGAGGGUAACUAGACCCACCCUGGCAGAGAAUUAAAUUCAUUGCCGUGGGUUGUCUAGCGCAGCUAGGCUAACUUACACCAGUAUUUACCACCUCAACAUCUUCUCCCAUAACUUCUCCUCCACCAGCCGGCCCAUCUAUCUCAUCCCCUCAGGUAGCUUCAGAGUCCAGGAGGGGAACAGAAGUUCUACUUUCUGCUCAGACAGACCUCCUCAGGCUUAUUGGUGUCUUAAUUCCAGUACAAAGACAGACACUGUGGUGAUUUUAUUCAUACAGAGGCCAAACCUGGACUGCAUUUUCUAAAAAUCUACACUUAUUCCUCUUAACAGCAGUUUGUGAAAUAUAUCUGAUUCACAAAGUUCAAUCUUAGCAGCUUUAGCUGUCGAAGGAGCUUCCUUGUGCAGCGAUAAACUGCUCCCAAAGCUCCUGCUACAAAUGAAACCUAACCGUGACACACUGGUUAGCUUUAUUUAGUCCUUUACUCCCUUUUUCUUUUCAGUCCUUAUGCCUAUUUUUCUUCUAAAUGGUAGCAAACGUCUGUAAAAUGCCUUUUUUGUGGCUUUAUGUACAAUAAAAACAAUCUAAUCUUA